Lobosporangium transversale is the source of this 3553-nucleotide messenger RNA. RefSeq names its product magnesium transporter NIPA-domain-containing protein. Gene Ontology annotation, molecular function: magnesium ion transmembrane transporter activity. The coding region runs from base 456 to 3335 and encodes 959 amino acids. The transcript has 4 exons. Gene Ontology annotation, biological process: magnesium ion transport. Gene Ontology annotation, cellular component: membrane. The record is from RefSeq and is a predicted model, not a curated record. Lineage: Eukaryota; Fungi; Mortierellomycota; Mortierellomycetes; Mortierellales; Mortierellaceae.
AUUUUUGUCCUUGAAUCCUUUAAUCGCGUUAAACCUCUUUGUCUUCUUCUUCUUCAUUCUCCUUCAUUCUCGUCAUUGCCCUACUUGUGUUUUCUACUGUUGUUUAGUUUGCAAGUAGAAGCAAUAGUUACCCAUUCAUAUUCUUCGCUUUCUGUUUCUUAUUCUUAUGCUCUCCUCUACUUCGACUUUUUCUUCUUCUACUUUGCCUACUUUUUCGGUCGCGCAUGCAUCUAAACUGUUGUAACCCCUCCAUUUCAUGCUUCCAACUUCCUGCUUCCUCUUCCUUCUUUGAACUUCCUUCACAUCAACUCUUUUCUCCCCCUUUCUCUUUUCCUUUACCUAUCGUGUCAUUUCUCAUCUCCUAUCCCUAUACUCCACUCACAUAGAGAAAAGAGAAAUAGCCUUGUCUAACGGAAUCACACAGUUCAUUCACUCUCAUUUCAGUGUCAUUUGAAAUGACAUUGUUGUCACAGAAAAGACAUGGGUCGAUGAGGUCCAUUUGGUCCAUGAGUAUGACGACGACAACUACUGCUUUCUUGCUGAUAGUAAUGGUCAUUGUCUUGUCAGCAACAUCAGUAACUACAACGCUGGCUAUUCCAACACCUCUUGGGGGUCUCUCAAGACAAUCGAUUGCAGAUGUUCCCGAUCCAUUAGAUUACUCAACCAGUCAAAAGAGAGUGUUACCUCCAUCAUUAUCAUUGCUACGAAAGCGAGAUAUCCCUGCAGGGAUGCCUCUGACUUGUACAACCGACUUUGAAUGUCUCCAGGUGACUCGUCCUGAGAAUUGGCCACGCAAUCAUGCCAAGGUCCAGGCAGGCACCUAUGCCUGUGUCUUCAGUAGUAGCUCAAACGGUGCAACCAACAGGACAGGAACCUGUCAAUUUGUCGUCACUGCAGGGGAGCAAUGCAGUGUUGCAUCUGACUGCGCAGCCUAUGCUUUUUACACACAGCGCAACAUCCCCAUCCCUGCUGAUUUAUGCUCACCAAGUCACUGCACUCUAGAGUCGACUUGUGGUAGUCCCUGGCAAGAAAGCUAUGCCCCCACGAACCACUCGUUCUCAAGCGAUCGAGAUCAUAGCCAAAUUAGCUGUUGUGGAGGACAGCCUGCAGGCCAGAUCUGUUCCUUGGUUGGAAACAAUGUCGAUAGUUGCGCAUACCACAACCUCUGUCAAUUUGAUCUCGAUGAUGUCAUGAAGGGUCCAGGCGACGAGGCACACCCUUCCAGUGAUCCUUCCUUCAAUCAUGGUUACACAUUGGAUCAGAUGCGAGAGCAAGGAUUGGGUUUUUGUCGAAAAAUCGAUCAGCGCAAACAUGUCUGGAUCGGAGUGGUCAUCACCUUGAUCUCAUCCACAGUAUUGAACUUGGGAUUAAAUGGACAAAAGUAUGCGCUACGUAAACAUGAUGAAAGACGAGUUCUCAAACAGCUGGAAAUGGAAGAAGAGCAUGAGCGAUGGCGCCAAGAACUGGGCUGGUCUGAAGAACAGGUGCAACAGGAGGCUGACCGUUUGUAUGAGGAGAAGGAGAACCGACAUGGAAAGCUCUAUCGUCGAUUGAAGCCUUACAUGUUUUGGCGCAAUAUUUUUGUCUCCAAGCUCUGGGCAGCAGGUCUUGCCGUGUUUAUUAUCGGAAAUUUAGGAGGGUUCAUAGCACUUCGAUUCGCACCUCAGUCGCUGACAGCACCUCUAGGAUCAAUCUCUCUUAUCUCCAACGUUAUUAUCGCACCCCUAAUCAACAAGGAGGUCCUCGGAAGAUGGGAUAUUGCUGGCAUCUUUUUCAUUGUCGCAGGAUCUGUCAUUGUCGUCGUAUUUUCAGGCAUUGUUGCGCAAGAUUACAAGCUGUGUGUUCUCAUCAACUUGUUCCAUAAGCCGGCCACAAUCAUCUAUCUGACAUUUAUUGGUGUCUGUAUCGUCUUUACCUUCUUUUUUAUCCAGUUUGUUGAGAAAAAUGUCGAGAACGAGGCAGAUGUAGCCAUUGGUGUCUCCUCCGAGCAGCAAUUGAAGAAAGAAGGGCGGCUCUACAGGAUCAACUCCAACAAAAGCACCCAAAGCUUGGCCUUUCAGGAACGGUCAAAAAAUCCAUCCAUCCAUGGAGCACUCGUGUCGUCUGGAGCUAACCUACGUGAUGCAGAAGAAGGGCGAAAGGCGAGAACUUCAACGUCCAAGGAGCCGAGCUCUGAGAAACAGAAACAAGGACAGGAACAACUCAAUGAUAUUUCAUUAAAUAGGACAUCAUUGGAUACACCUGCUCGGUCAUCCACCCAACAACAGAAACAAUGUGAUGGCGCAUUGAAAUCGAGUCGUAGUCAUCACACGAUCACAAGUGAGGCAUCUGGAACAGCUAUAGGAGCAUCAUCUACUGUUCUUUAUACGGAGCCUCCACAGGAUAACUGGAGACCUUCGUUUGGAUCUAGCAGAAGCAACAGCAGCCAAAACUCUAUUGCAGAUCUGGAAAGUAAGGUCCCAUCCUCAACAUCCAACGCUGUUGAAGACAAACAAGAACCCAAACUCAAGUUUGGUGGAUCAGUCAUAGGCUCUGCAGAAUUGGGAACAAGCACUCCAGGAGCUGUUGGAGAACAUGAUACUGUGGCUGCGACUGGAUCUUCAUCACGUCAGGGGCUGAGCCGUAUGCCGUCUAUCACACCUUCUGUGAUGUCCACACGUCGCCAUCGUAGAGGCCAAAAGAAGUCACAUCAUCAUAAUGGAGUACCCUUGACGUUCUGGGAGCGCGUGCGACAGAUUGAGAUUAUUCCCACAUUGCCCGAAGAAAAGUUGAUCCGACGCAAUUCACCUUUGCUGCGUUUCUGUCUGCCAUUAGCGUACGCGGGACUUGGAGGAAUGAUGGCAUCGUAUACUGUGUUGUUUGCAAAGUCACUGAUCAACCUGCUAGUGACCAGUAUCUUUGACGGCCAAAACCAAUUCACAUCGUUCAUUGCAUGGGUGAUCCUGAUUGUUACGGUGGUGACGGCGAUUUCGCAAGUCUACUGGAUUAACAUGGGACUGAAGAAGUAUGAUGCAUUGCUUCAAGUGCCUGUCUUCUUCACAAUCUGGGUCCUUUUGGAUAUCGUGGGUGGAGGCAUCUAUUAUGACGAGUUUGCAGGUUUCACAGCCAAGAAAUAUGCCUUGUUCUGUUUGGGUGUAUUGAUUGUCUUCUUUGGAGUCGCACUGUUGGCGAAACGAUUGGCCGUAUUGGCAAAGGAGGAUGCAGGAGACCCUGAACUGCAGGCAGCUUCAAGGAGAGAGUCAAUUUUGAAGGAGAUUAAAGAGGCAAAAGAAUCUCCUGAGACUUUAAAGAAGACUGCUGGCACUUCCGGAGCUACAGCUGGGGUUGGAAAGUAGAGAUGACGGAGCAGGAUCCAACUCAAAAUAAUCAUUUUCAUCACUUUACCUACUACCAUACUAUUUCUUUUUAUUUUUCAUUUUUCAAUUUUCAUUUUUCUCUAAUGUCUAAUGUCUAAUGUCAUACAUGUCGUUAGUCACCAUUGUACUGUAUAUUAGCAAAGAAAAAUAUAAAUGUAAAUGUUGGCAUCUCAUAAUAAUGAAAUUGUAUUUCAAAC